CUUCCAUUGGUGCCGACUGUUUGCUAGCCCAACAGCCACUACGCCCCACAUAGCGAUCCAUCGAGGCCGAUCCAUCCACCCAUCCAUCAAUGAAUAGCGCAAUAGUGAGCCAAACAACAGCAAAAAUGGCGGAUGCCAAACGAAGCUACCCGACGACUCCACGAAACGGCCGCCACCAUAGCAUCGACCCCCCGGACUACUACGAUUCCCCGAGCAUGCGUUCGCAGAGGAGGGGGAGAUCAUCGCAAUCGUCCUCCCAGAGUUUCAUUCUAAAGGCGUUUCUGGGGUGCAUCAUUCUCUGCAUCUCCACCACAUCCUUUCUCCAUUUCCAUGAACAGGCAUCUGAGAGGGGAGAUCUGCGUAUCCAUCGGGGACUGGAUCGGUACGUCAUGGAUAUGCCCGACGAAUCAUUGGAAGAUAUGAUGUCGGCUCGUAAAUUGCAAAGACCAAGACCGAAAGCAGGAAAGCCGCAACGCAAGAUCAUCAAACUUGGAACCGACGACGAUGACGAUACCGCCAACACCAACGCCAACAAACAAGGAACCGAUGACGAUGACGAUACCGCCAACACCAACGCCAACAAACAAGGAACCGAUGACGAUCCUUCAAAUGCCAUUGAACCAAAAACUGAUGAUGAUCCUGAAACUGCAAUUCGACCAAAAAUGGAUGACGAUGCCACAAAUGCCAUUGAACCAAAAACCGAUGAUGAUCCUGAAACUGCAAUUCGACCAAAAAUGGAUGACGAUGCCACAAAUGCCAUUGAACCAAAAACCGAUGAUGAUCCUGAAACUGCGAUUCGAUCAAAAAUGGAUGACGAUGCCACAAAUGCCAUUGAACCAAAAACCGAUGAUGAUCCUGAAACUGCGAUUCGACCAAAAAUGGAUGACGAUGCCACAAAUGCCAUAGAACCAAAAACUGAUGAUGAUCCUGAAACUGCGAUUCGACCAAAAAUGGAUGACGAUGCCACAAAUGCCAUAGAACCAAAAACCAAUGACGAUCCUGAAACUACGAUUCGACCAAAAAUGGUUACAAAAACCGAUGAUGAUCCUGAAACUGCGAUUCGAUCAAAAAUGGAUGACGAUGCCACAAAUGCCAUAGAACCAAAAACCGAUGAUGAUCCUGAAACUGCCAUUCAACCAGCAUCAGCCAAGAAAAAACCUUUGAUGGAUGACGACAAUUACGAAGACGACAAUGUAGCAAAUACAGAGAAGGAGGGGGCGGGUACCUAUCCGCCUACCAAAAUCGGCAAGGCCCCCAAACCCCUGAUCCCUCCGACUCCCAAACCCGUGAUCAUCAAGAGCAGCAAAACCCUGAAAAAAUCGGGCAUCGAAAAAACUCCCAAAAAAACUGUGAAGCUGGUUUACGCCACCGCGAAGCCCAAACCUACAGCGGAGCCCACGAUCGCUCCCACGACCGGGGCCACGACGUGGACCACGGAUGCUCCCACCGUCAACCAGCGACCCAUUCGAAAGGCGGCGUGCCUAGCCGAAAAGAUGAAUGACAUGGCGACCAUGGACCCCGAGCGUAUCCAAAAGAAGGCCGUACGGGCGCAGAGAGUGCGGGUCCAGCGGGCCGAGGAAAUGAAGCAAAAAGAAUCUUCGGAAGAGAAGGAAGACGAGUCGGUCCUGAUCAUUGCCUCCGUCCCGGUUGAUGAGCGACACGUCAUUUCCCUUUGGAGCUUGCUAGAGUGUUUUUCGGCCUCCUACAAUCACGUCAUUAUUUCCACCGCAUAUUGGGCCAAAGAAUCAAUGCAGAGAAUCAUCCAGGAAGCCAAGAGCCAGAUUCCGCAUUUUCAAAAUGGCUCUGUGACCAUCGAAUUCAAUUCCUUCGACAACAAAAAAUACGAUGCCGGCCUCUGGUGCGACGUACUCAUGGGCGCCAAGGGACGAUACAAGUCGUAUGGCCUGCUGAACGACAGCAUUUUCGCCAUCCGAGACUUCGCUGGCAUGACCGAACCGCUCGGCAAGAAAAAAGAACCGCAGAACGAAGAAGCCGUGAGGAUGACCUCGCUGAAUUGGCACGAAAAGGGCAAGGAACGAGGACGCUGGUUCGAGUCGGUGUAUCGGGGCUUUGACGAAAAAGGCCUCGAGAUAUACAUGGAGCAUUCGUGCCUCCCCGACGAUUCCCCGGCCUUUUGCCCCAAGGAACUCAACAAGGCCCGAAAGAAACGUUGUAUCACAAACUAUUUCGAGCUGGGAAUGUCGUGGGAAUUUCCAAACAUCGAGCAGCAAAUCCAGGGCAUCUUUCCCGGAACGGUCUCGGAGGAAUUCCGAGCGACGAUCAACAAGUUCCCCACCUGGGUCUGCAACCGGGAGUUCUGGAUGGACGUUCUUCUGCCGAUGGGCUUUCCGGCCGCGAAGGUCAACUGCGAGACGAUGAUCGGCAAGGACCUCCGGGUCGAACCGAUCCUGGACACGUGUCAGGCAUUCCUGGACGAGAGAUUCCUCUGCGACCUGGAUUUUUCCAACGCCGUUCGGCUGAUCCAAUACCCUGAGAUGAACCUCAAGGAGAAGGAGAAGAAGGCGAUGAUCAAGGGAGACGCCAACGCCAAGGUUUCAAACCUGUAACGAAUCCCAGUGGGCAGCCACCCAACCGAACAAAGCACGCACGCGCAACGUUACAAUGAUUUUGGGUUCCAAUGCUCUUGCGGGGCAACCCUUUGUUCGCAAGGAAGGAGCGGUGGCGUGUGCGCAGCUCCCAAACGACGAACGGCAAGCCGAACCGAAAACCUCAGAACGAAGGAGAUAUAAAACAAGCUAGUGGGAAGCGACGGAACCUUCUGCGGAGCAGAACCGUGAUCGAUCGUCACGGAUCCCGUGUCGGUAUCCGACUUAAUCGUUUGGAUUCGUAAGGACCAUAAAUGAUAAAAAAUAGUCAUGUAUUCAUAAUUUCUCGCAUACCUGAGUUUUUUGGUGUGGAAUGAUACUAUUACACUACAUUAUGUUCAUGUUAGAGGUCGGUGCACCUGGAACUAUGAUUUCAGUUUCGAGGGUUCGUUUCUGAUCAUGGUGCUUAGUGGUAUGGGUGUGAGGAGAUGUGAGUACGUACUCUCUUCCCUUGUGCUUCUAACACGAUCAAAGAAUAGAUUGAUCUUUCUACGGCAUUGCGAACAACUGAUUGCUGCGUUGCUAUCGAAUCAAAUGCAAAGAAUGAUGUCUUAUCUCUCAAACACAGCCAUUUUAUGAUGGCGUGGCAAAUGCCGCAUCCACAAGUGCAAAGUGCAAUCAUGUUUUUGUUCUCGUCGCUCGCCGCGUUCGUAAUGCUGCAGCUAUCACCACACUCUUAUUGUCUAAUCAUCAUGUUGCGGUGCGUUAGUCAACGGUAUAGGGAGGGCUUUUCGGCGGUGAUGGUGGCGGCGACGCAGUACCAAAGCCUUCUAUCAUCGGAACCUUGCUGCUCGUUAGUGAUUUUGUUGUUGCCGUCGACACACUUUCGAGAACCAAGAUUCCGUCGCCGUCACAAUCAUCGUCGUGGCUGCUGCUAUCACUGCUAACGCCGGCGUGCUCAUCGUAGUGGCUGUUGCUCUGGUCAAUAUCUAGGCCGAGAUCGCCGCCGUAGCGGCUGGUGCUCCCACUAUCACGGGUUGCAUGGAUCCUGCCGCUGCUUGAACCCCCGGUGCACAGCCGGAUGAGCUUUCGGUGAAUUCGUUCCAUCAUCCUCUUUGCGUCCUUGUUCUCCCCGUUCUUCCCGUCGGGAAUCUCGACCCUAGCCCCCGACAUAAGAAUAUCUGCCCCCAGCUUGGUGUUGUACUUAUCCUCACCGUAAAACCUCGCGUUCAGCCUGUCCCGGCUCUUGCAGAUCCCGCCCUCGAUGCUGACGCCGACAAAGAAUCCCCCCAGGCCCCGGGACAGGCCCGUGUUAGAGGACAGUCCAGCACUCUGAAAGGUCUUGGGACUCGUGAUGUAGGAAGCCCCCGGCCCGAUCUGCUUGCUGAAGCAGGACCCGAUCGACGCCCCGGCCCCGAUUCCGAACAUCAAUCCGCCGUUGUCGGUACCGAUGAUCGAGUUCAGCGUGAAGUAGUCGUAGAUCAGGUAGACAAGGGAUCGAGCCGAGGCCCCAACAAGUACCCCGGCGCCGACUCCAGAAAUCCCCACCGCGACGGGGGCGCUCCAGUUUCCCGUUACGAUGUUGCGGGACAUGACAAUCCCGGUUCCGAAAUAGCCCGAGACCAACGCCAGGCCGGCUUCCCAGACGGUAAAAAAGCCAAUGCCGAGGAGAUCCCGCUCGUCCUCAUCGGAAAAGAGGCUUGCGUACGAGUUGUUCCGGUUGGCCGUGGUGUUAUUGUUGUUGCUGCUGCUGAUGUUGCUAUGAUCCCGGUUGUUCUUUGUGCCAGACUGGCAAUUGUUGUUGUCGUCGUUGGCACUCGUCUCCGUCUCGUUCGUCGCCUGCGCAUUUGUCGUCUCAUUGUGCGGCUUUCCCAACGGGACGUCUCCUGUUUUCGUUUCGGAAAAUUGAUUGCUCUUGGAGUGGAUCGGGCUUCUCGGAACACCGGUGACGCAGCUGCUGCUGAGAAAGGCUUCUGUGAUUUCCGGAUCGUUCAUGACCCACCGGAGCGAUUCGUUGGC
This is a messenger RNA of Pseudo-nitzschia multistriata, 4565 nucleotides long. NCBI's taxonomy places the organism in Eukaryota, Bacillariophyta, Bacillariophyceae, Bacillariales, Bacillariaceae. The record is from the annotation of a GenBank genome assembly.